ACACACACACACACACACACACACACUCACUCACAGUCACAGAUCCAGCCUUGUCUAACACACACACACUCACUCACUCACUCUCUUUUACGUGGAAAACAACAAAAAAAAGAGAAAGAGAGAGAGAGAGAGAGCAGAGUUUCCGCCACUACGUGUAUAGAUAUAAAAGAAAUAGAUUGAAAGGGGAGGUGAAGGAGAGGAGAGGAGAGGAAGGAAAGGAAGGAAGGAAGGUGAAAAUAGUGUUUGAACUUACCUGGAAAAUCACACCUGAGGAAAUUAAUUAGUAAAGGUGAUGAAGGUGAACUAUAAUUAGGUGAAGAAAAUAAUAUAGCAAAAAAAAAAAAAAGACAGACGGAAAGAAAAUAAAUAAAUAGAUAAAAAGGGAGAAAGAAAAGAUUAACCAAAGGAAGGAAAAGGAGAAGAAAAAGAGGAAUAGCAGAAAGAAAGAAAGAGAAAAAUAACAUCCAUUAAUAAGAAACUAAAAAAUAAACAGAACAAAGAAUAAAGAAAGAGAGAAAGGAAGAGAAAAAAAAACAAAGAAGAAAAAAAAGGAGAAUUCGAACCAGCAACAGGAAGAAGAAGAAGAGGAAGAGGAAGCAAAAUGGAAACAAUAAGAAUAAGAAGUAACCAGGGAAGAGGAGGAGGAGGAGGAGGAGGAACAGGAAGACGAGAAACAACGCCCAUCAUCAACACCACCAACACCACCACCAACACCACCACCAUCUCCACCAACAUCAUCACCGCCAACAGCCUCAUCUUCCCAUUCAUCUUCAUCGCCCUGCUCCUCAACACUCCCUUCAGCCCUAUCAAACUCGUAACUGCAGAUGACACCCCAGAACCAACCACCUCUGCCCCUCCCGUCAACGAAAGCGAAGUAACCACAGAGUCAGGAGAGAUACUCUUGAACGAAACUGAGUACGAAGAUUUCUCCGAUGUGACCAAGUUUGUGGACGGCAUGAACAAAUGGGACUUCAUGGGGUCGUGGGCGAAGUACGACCUCUCGAAGCUUGCGGAAGACCAGCGACCCUUGCCCCUGGUGACCGAUGGAGAGGACCAGGGCGUGUUCAUUUGCCAGGCCUCAGCCAUCCCCAGCACCCUCCUGAAGACGUUCCCGACCCUACACAACGCCACCUUCGCCCUCACCUACUACGCGAAGGCCGAUGGAGGCAAGCUGCAUAUGACAGGUGAGGUGGUGGGCGUCGGCGAACAGGUGGAGACGCUCUUCAACCAGUCGGUGCCGGGCGAUGGGACGGGGCACGCGGAGGGCACUUGGGGCACCGACAACUUCACGCUGCCUGAACUCGCUGCCAUGGGGGACUUCAAGCUCCGCGUGAGCGUCCGUCACAGCGCAUCGGGCGUGUGGGCGGCGGCGGAGUUGAGGGUGGAAGGGACGACAGGACCCCCCCUCCCUCCCGUCACUACACCCGCACCCCCCAUCGUCCCCCCCGUCACCGUCACGACUAACGCCACACACUUGAACAAAACGACAACAACGACAACAACAACGACUCCUGCCCCGCCGGUAAAUACCACCACCGAAGCGCCCCACAACAUCACCACCACCACCACCACCACCACCACCUCCACCACCACCACUGAGGAUCCGGAGGAGGAAGUGAACACACUGGAAGGCAUCGCGCAAGCCAUCUGGGACGCCUUCUACGUGUUUCUGGCCCUGUUCUGCGCUUGCCUGGUCGCCCUUGUGGCACUCAUCGUCCACGGAAGAUGCAAGUACGUGGGUUCCUAUCCUCUGCACAGGGCCGCCUCCGCCUAGACGCCGCGGGAGAUGACGAGCCGCCCCCCGCCGUGGCCACCUAUAACCCCCGCACGGCCUCCUACCGCAUGGACAAGGUCUACGAUAAUCCCUCUUACGACAACAACGCCGUGUGAGAGGCGCCAAGACCGAGACCAAGAGGAUCGCUGUCUCGACCUCCGUUUUCUGUUUUCGUUUUCGUCCCCGCUGGUGCCGUUGUUUUAAGGAGGACUUCGGGAUUUUUUUAUUUGAUUUUCUCCGUUUGUUUUAGUGAGUGAGCCUUUGUUUUUUUUAUUAUUAUGAUUUGUUGUUAUUCAUUUGUUUUUCUGUUGUUUUUGUUUCCUUUUCCGCCGUCGUUGUCGUCUUCGCUACAAUCACCGUUUUUUUUUAUUUUUUAUUUUUUUCAAGGAGGACUUCGGCAUUUUGUUUCUUGGUUUUCACGAGUCGUCUUUUUUUUUUUUUGUUUCCCCGAUGAUUUCUUAUUAUCCACUCCUUGUAAUGAUAAGAAAUAGUUCAUCAUUUUUUCUUUUCGUCCGUUAUGAUGUUUUCUUUUUAUCUGUUGCCAUAAAACAAGAUAUUAUUCGUUCAUUUUUCAUUAUAAAGAGUACGCCAGGGGAUUGUUUUCGUUUGCUUAUAUCUAUCUGUGUUGUGAUGAGUGCCUUUGUGCCUGUAUUACCAUGAACAUAAGUUGCUAUUCAUUAUUUUUCUAUCACAACUCACAAGGAUUACUUCGGCAUUUUGUUCGUGUUUUUUUUCUUUUUAAUAUUGUUUCCGCUCUGUAUUGAAGAGUCUUUAUUUAUUUGUUUAUACCGUGCUGAGUUGUUAUUCGAAUUCAUUUUACCUCAUUUUCUGCCACAAGGAGUACGUCGGCAUUUUGUUCGUGUUUUUUUCUUUACAAUUUUAUUUUCGCUCUGUAUUGAAGAGUCUUUGCUUAUUUGUUUUUACCAUGAAGAGUUGUUAUUCGUAUGCAUUUUACCUCAUUUUCAGCCACAAGGAAUACGUCGGCAUUUAAUUUUCCGGUCUGUAAUGAUUCGUUUUUAUUUCAGCCCACCGAACUGUUAGUCUUAAUUUUCCUUUUCUUUUUCCUCCUAUUUUACUUUGUUUUCCAGCUUUUUGUUUAUCACUGACGGUCCCUUCCUCCUCCUCCUCCUCCUGUAACCCCCCACCACCUCCUCCUCCUGCUCCUCGCUAUUCCUCCUCCCUGACCUCUACCUCCCCUUUUUCCUUUCCUCCACCUAUCCCUCCACUUCUACGACCACUCUUACCAUGACCUCUUAACUCUGACCACGACCAUGACCUCUAGAACCCCCUCCUCCUCCUCCUCCUCCCUCGACUUUAUUCUUUUAUCUGAGGUCGUUUUGGUGACUUUACGUUCGCCUUUACGAGCCUUAAGACGCGUAUGGGAAAGGUUUAAGUGAUGGAUUGAUGUGUGUGUUUGUGUGCGUGUGUGUGUGUGUGUGUGAGAGAGAGAGAGAGUGAGUGAGUGUGAGAGAAGAACUAGAUAUAUAUAGUGAAUGACAAAUAUAAUAAAUGUUUAAAUAUAUCGAUGCGUUGAUUUAUAGGGGUAACUUGGGUAUACAGAACACAUAUGGAUACGUGAAAAAUACAUGUUCAUAGGGCCAGUAUAUGUAUGUAUGUAUGUAUGUAUAUGUAUGAUCAGGCCCAAUAUGAUGUGGCUUAGUACAUAUUCCUGACUCAUUUUUAAGGCUCCUGUAUGCAUAUAUGAGUGGAUUAUGAGUUACAUACAUGAUAAUAUAUAUACGUGGAAUCUAUUCAAUAAGUGGAGAGACAUAUAAGUGUAAAAGACAUUGAUACAAGGGUAGAUAUAGGCAGAAAUAAAGUAGAUAGUUAUAAAUUAUGUUACAAAAGACAGAGAGAGUAGAUGAUAUUGAUGGAUAAGACAGGAGAAUAAGGAAUGAGUAAAAAACAUGGAAAAUAACAAUGAAAUAGACGUCAAAAUAUGAGUAAAUAGUUAAGUUAUAAAUAAUUAACAGAAGACAAGGAGAGAGUAGAUAAUAUUGAUAGAUAAGAAGAUAAAAAAAUGAGUAAAGAACACGUGAUAAAUAAGAGAAUAAGAGACACCAAAUAGGCUAGAGAGAGAGAGAGAGAGAGAGAAUACAGAACAUGUAAUAAAUAGGAGAGGAAAAUACGAAUAUACAGAGAAAGCAAAUAGGAAAAGGAAUAGGGAAAUAGGAAUGCCAUAGAUAAGGUAAGAAAAAAAGUGAUUGAUAGAUAAAUAGUCAAUAGAUAGAUAAUAAUUGACAUACAGAGGAACAUGUUAACUGAAUGUCAUCUUUAAGUGGCUGGUUUUGACACGGGGGAAAGUUAAUAAAGAGGAAAUGGGAACUAUUAAAAAGACAUUACUAAGCCGCUGCCUUGAGGUCAUUACGAAAUAUUUAUCAGGUAGGAUGUAAUUAUUGUUGUAAGGCUUAUUAUUAUUAUUAUUAUUAUUAUUAUUAUUAUUAUUAUUAUUAUUAUUAUUAUUGAAUGAAACUGUGUGCAUAACUAUUAUUAAAAAG
This is a messenger RNA of Eriocheir sinensis (Chinese mitten crab), 4272 nucleotides long. RefSeq names its product integumentary mucin C.1-like. The record is from RefSeq and is a predicted model, not a curated record. Bases 602 to 1774 code for a protein of 390 amino acids. Lineage: Eukaryota; Metazoa; Arthropoda; Malacostraca; Decapoda; Varunidae. The transcript is spliced from 9 exons.